AUGGGCGGGAUCGACGAAGCGUCACUGGAAGCACGGAUACGAGCAGUGCUGCCAAGUGCAACUCAUGUCCAUGCACAUGCUCACUCACACCAUGCGAAACAGUCCUAUGAGGUAAUCAUCGUGUCACCUGACUUUGAGGGCAUGUCGACGCUCAAGCGGCAUCGCAAAGUCAAUGAGCUACUGGCGGACGAGAUUGCGCAAUUGCACGCGUUUACGCAGAAAUCGCUGACGCCGGAGCAAUGGUCAAAGACCAGAGUGGUCGAUGCGACGCCACAGUGA
Messenger RNA from Mixia osmundae IAM 14324, 279 nucleotides. RefSeq lists its product as uncharacterized. Gene Ontology annotation, cellular component: nucleus; cytosol. Bases 1 to 279 code for a protein of 92 amino acids. The record is from RefSeq and is a predicted model, not a curated record. Gene Ontology annotation, molecular function: 2 iron, 2 sulfur cluster binding. The transcript has 4 exons. NCBI's taxonomy places the organism in Eukaryota, Fungi, Basidiomycota, Mixiomycetes, Mixiales, Mixiaceae. Gene Ontology annotation, biological process: intracellular iron ion homeostasis.